AUGGCAGCUGAUCCUGCUCCAAAGACAUUCCGCAUUCUCAUGCGUCAUCAUCGCGAUCUAUUUGUGAACCCACUCUUCUGGACUUCUCACCAUCUCGACCUCCUUGGCUGUCAAUUCGAAGACAUCGAAGCCUCCAGCAUAGAGACAACCCUCGACGACAGUGGGUCCAAUAAUGAUAGAAGCCUCAGUAAUGUCGAGUCACUUGCGACCAACCUAUUCAUGGACGUGAAGCAUCGAUGCCUUGUCCGCAUACUAGUUGGUGAGGGUCGCGCAUUUGCAAAAACUCGCAAAGGAUCUCCAUUCUUCUUUGCAGGCCAGCCUGUUCAUCGACCACACUAUACUGUGUUCCACCGCCAUGGACAACCCACCGAGCUCACCCCUAGCCAUUCUCCCCCCUUAAUAGGUUAUCUGCAUUAUACAAAUGUCACCGGAGCUCGUCUCGACCAAUUCGAGCCUCGUCCUGAUCCAAGCGGAAGACUUAAUCUCAUUGGUGCGAGUAUUCGCAAUAAACGAGCGGCUCAGAUAACCCCAACCGAAUGGGCCGAGGAUCCUUAUUUCCUAUGUUCGCGACUACUUGUCACCCACGCACUCGAGGAAGAAUAUAUCCAUCUCUACGAGAUAGAGAUAUCCGCAAGGAUGCUGGCAAUUCUUAGGGAUUCGAACAAUGCCACCGAAGGGGUUAAUUGGCCCAAUAUUCGGCAUGAGAGGAUUCCAUUCAAGCCUUACACAAUAUUCACGGGUCGGAUCGUGACGGAGCUAGUUGCUCCGAAUUUAUCCCCGCCGGAUGAUUUGAAUGGUGUAGUUAGGCACGGUGCCAAACGAGGAUGUGAGCAGGAAAACAGAGAAAAGAACAAGACAAGGCGAGUAUCUUAG
Molecule: messenger RNA, 873 nt
Organism: Aspergillus sclerotioniger CBS 115572
Lineage: Eukaryota; Fungi; Ascomycota; Eurotiomycetes; Eurotiales; Aspergillaceae
Exons: 3
Coding region: 1-873 (290 amino acids)
Source: RefSeq, a predicted model, not a curated record